Messenger RNA from Funneliformis geosporum, 612 nucleotides. NCBI's taxonomy places the organism in Eukaryota, Fungi, Glomeromycota, Glomeromycetes, Glomerales, Glomeraceae. The record is from the annotation of a GenBank genome assembly.
CAGAAAGCCAUUAAAUUGUAUAUGAAUUCGUUCUAUGGUGUAACUGGUCAAAGUGACUCCCCGUUCUAUAUACUUGAACUCGCUGGAGGCGUUACUUCGGCUGGGCGAGAAAAUAUCAAACUUGUUGCAGAGUUCGUGAAAAAAAAAGGUUUUGGGAUAAAAUAUGGUGAUACCGAUUCCCUAUAUCUCACUUGCCCAGAUUCCUAUUAUGAGAAAUGCGAUCUAUCUUAUGAUGUUGGGAAAGGCGUAAUCUCAAAACAAGAGUUAAAAACAAGAUCAGAUUAUCUCAAAAUAGCUUAUGAAGAAGUACUAUUUCCGGUAGUAUUCACUGGGAAGAAAAAGUAUUUUGGCAUCCCCCAUGAAGAUAUCCCGAACUUCAAACCUGAAAAGUUUUUUAUAAGAGGAAUCGACACUAUAAAACAGGGUAAAUCCCAAGUUUUCAAAACCAUAGAUAAUCGGAUUAUGUGGAGAGUCAUGGAUAUUAACAAUGACCGAUCACUCCAUGAUAUUACUGAAAACGUUCUCAGGGAUGCUUUAGUUAAUACUAAGCAAUGGAAUUUUGAACAGUUUAUAGAGACCGACGCAUGGAAACCCGAUAAAGACAACAAAGCC